Asterias rubens (European starfish) is the source of this 1104-nucleotide messenger RNA. RefSeq lists its product as uncharacterized. The coding region runs from base 177 to 920 and encodes 247 amino acids. Lineage: Eukaryota; Metazoa; Echinodermata; Asteroidea; Forcipulatida; Asteriidae. The record is from RefSeq and is a predicted model, not a curated record. The transcript has 4 exons.
AACGCACUUUCCAUGGGAGCUGCACCCGCAACAAGUCGUAUCUAAUGCAUGAGUGCAGACGCUGUGAGUGUCUAUAUGAUUAAAUGUAGUGCUUGGUUGUGUACAAACCUCACCAUUACACACUCGUAGUACGAUAGCAUUAAACGCGGCAAGUCACCACUAAACCUCAAACAAAAAUGGCGAAAAACAAGCUGUAUUACAUUUGGAAUUUCAUUGAGAAACCCGGCAAGCCGAAAAGUCCCUUUAAUUCCUUUCUGGAGAUGUGGACGGAAACCACAAACUACGUGAAGAAGAAUCCACAGUUUUUGUCGACUCAGCUUCACCGAAACCUCAAUCCAACUGGUGGAGCAUUCCCUUGCGUGAACCACGCUGCCUUUGACGGGACAGACUUUGAAGGGUUCGGCAAGCCGACUCCAAAAUGGUUUGAAGUCCUCAAAGCCACGACAGGGGACACUGUUGCUCACCCAGGCGGUUAUCUUGAGUUUGGGACCACCACUGGGAAACCUCUUGGCCCAUGGUUACCCAAGGAUGAUAAGACCACGUUCAUCGUGACUGCAUUUAAGGCAGGUGACGAGAAGGACGCCAAAGCACAGGAAGCAUUCGAGAAAGAUUGGAAGGAAUCUUCAGGAACCAACUUCAUCCUCAAGAAUGCUCCCAAGGAGCUCGGCAUCUCUUACUGCGGCCUGUAUAAGAAGUUUACUGAGCGUCCCGGGAUACUCUACGUCCUCAGAGCUGAGCUGACCGGGGCUGGUGAGGACUCUGAGCCGGCCAAGACCUUCCUGGCACAACUCAAGGAGUUCAAGUAUCCGGACUAUUUCCAGAAGGUGGACACCGAUCUCUUCAAGCCGGACCAAGAAAAUAUUCAUUUUUCCGAGGGUGGGGUGAGGGAGCUUCCGGCAGGCUUCGUGUGGAAGCCAUAAGCUCUGAUAGAAACGCAGCAAACAAACCUGACCCGGUUUCAAAGAGCUGGUAAUAGCAGAGAAUAUUGCUUGUAAAAUUUCUGCUCACCAGAAAUGAGCAGGUUUCCAUUCACACGAAGUUGUGUGCUUUCAGAUGCUUGAGUUCGGGACCUUAAAAUCUAAUUCUGAGGUCUCGAAGUCAAAU